AGGAAAUAUCAGCCGAUGACAAAAUCUUGAGAAUAUGAGAUCUAUUUUGUGGUUUUGUAUGGUGCUUUCUCCUUCAUUACAUGUUUCUUGUCAAUCGAAUUGCCAUGCAUCAGCAUCAACAGUUGUAUCCGUUAAAAAAUGUCCAGAAGAUUCAGAUGCAUGGACAGAACGGGCUAAGAUAAAAAACUGCAGUGCGGUUGAUCAAAGCUGUACAAAAAAAGAAAACUUCAAGUACCACUGUGUGAGAAAUGCUUACAUGAACAAUUUAUUGGAGGUGUGCGCGCCAGUUUGGCAAAGCUCCGGGUUUUGUGUUGAAUUUAACGAAGCUGGAGAGAGGGUUCAAGAUAACUAUGGUAUUAGCUGCAAAAAAUUCAAACAGCGAUGUCCAGACUCAUAUGCUUCAACAGAAAUUUUUAAUUAUCCAGGAUGUUAUACAUUAUUGGAAAACAAAAGAAAAGGAUCAUCUGAUCCGUUAUUGAUUGUUAUCUUUUCCUGUCUUGGAACUGUGAUGGGACUUAUGCCUUGUAUUCUCAUUGUAUGUUGUAAGUGGACAGAAAUUAAAAGAUGUAUAAAAGAAAGAAAAUAUUUUGCAGUAAAUGCAUGACAUGUUCCUUGACAAUGACAAUGAUUUAUUCUCUUAAAUGUAAAAACAUACAUUGUAGAGAGGAGGUAGGAAUAGAUACAAACAAAUAGAAAAAGAAUAUAAUACAUGUACGAGGGUUUUUCGUUAAAAUCGUGGACAAGUUGUCUAGUUUGAAAAAUAAUCAUCACUGAAUUCUUAAAAUUUCACCACUCUUUAGUACAUAUAUUAUGAAUAUACAGAGCAAAAUUUGAAUAGAUAUAUGCAUAAAUACACAAAUUGUGAGAGUUUAUGUUAUGCAUUGUAUCGCCCUACGGAGCUAGGAUGAUAACGUCAAAGUGUCUAAAACAGCGUUACGUUUCAUCUUUGCUGAAAAUAAAGUUAGAUAAAUCACACUUAAAUU
Molecule: messenger RNA, 983 nt
Organism: Saccostrea cuccullata (small rock oyster)
Lineage: Eukaryota; Metazoa; Mollusca; Bivalvia; Ostreida; Ostreidae
Exons: 5
Coding region: 35-604 (189 amino acids)
Source: RefSeq, a predicted model, not a curated record